AUGAACAAAUUCUUUAAGUUUCAACAAAUGAAGAAGAAAAACAAAAGACUGUUCAAAUAAGAAAUUAACACAUUAAUCACCAAUAUUAAAAAAGAUCUUGACACAAAAAAAUAAAUUAAGUUGUUAACCCUUAAGAAAAAAGGAAAAUUCUCUUAGGAUGAAGUAGACUAUAUUAUGUAGGUUGUCAAUGAAUAUUUUAUUUAAAACAAUCUGAAUAAUUAGGGUUUAAAAGAUUAUAUUAAAGUGAAGACUUUUAGACUCUCAAAAAUUUGGCUUACAAUUGCUCAAUAAAUAUGUAAUAUUACUGUUGAUUAACAGAAAAUUAGACACCAACAAUCGAUAAGGCUAUUGGAGUAAAGAUUAAGAAGCAGAUUUAAUCAAAUAUAUCUAAUAAUAUGGAAGAAAAUAGAGAGAAAUUAGUAAACAUUUAAAACGAACACUAUUCUUAUCUAGAAUUAUGA
This is a messenger RNA of Paramecium sonneborni, 461 nucleotides long. Lineage: Eukaryota; Ciliophora; Oligohymenophorea; Peniculida; Parameciidae. The record is from the annotation of a GenBank genome assembly.